AUGAUAUCUAGAUUCGGUUAUAUAAUUAACUUAUUAAAGGCGCUAGAAAGGAAUGUAUUACAUAGCUUUGGUCAUCCUCCGAGAGAAUUAGCCAUAGUACAGAUUUAUGAAAGACAGAGUUCAAACCCUCCUAAAAAGUUUUCUAUAAAGGAUAUCAUUGGAGAUGGCAUGUUGCUAGCUGUUCCUAAAUUUAGAAGAACAAUUGAAAAGCGCUGGAAAAGGAAAUUUGGAUCACCAGAAUAUGUAUGGAAAAUGCUUGUGCCCAAAACAAAUAUCAAAGUAUGCCAGGAUUGUGGCCAUCAUCAUGAGCGAGGACGCCUCUGUGGAAACUGUUACAACAGAGUAGAGAGUGAAACAAAAGAAAUACAAGCUAAAAUACAAGAAAAAUUAGGACUCAACCCCAUUGAGAAGGAUGUUAUUGUAUUAUAUGAAGGGGAAAAUGUUCCCGAAAUGCCUAAUGAAUUUUGGGAAGGUAAGAGGAUAAUUGAGAUGAAGAAAGAAAGACCUCAAUGGUUCAGCAAAAAUCUUUUGCAGAAAUCAACUCAGCAACCUUCUAGUUCCAAAGAUGUUAAGCCAACUGAUCUGGCUUAA
Molecule: messenger RNA, 591 nt
Organism: Parnassius mnemosyne (clouded apollo)
Lineage: Eukaryota; Metazoa; Arthropoda; Insecta; Lepidoptera; Papilionidae
Source: the annotation of a GenBank genome assembly